CCGUCCUCAAAAACUUUACUGGGAGGCUUGCUUGGCAUAAAUUCUCAUAUUGCUAAAACGUUGAAUGCGCAAACUCAUGAGCUUCUGUAAAUUAGCUAGCUGAAUUAGUUGAUCUAUAGAUGCAGGAUAAACCAGUAUAGUCAAAGAGUUUGCCAUGGACGCUCAGAACAAGCCUCAGAUUUUAGAACACCUGCACAAAAGCCUAACGGUUACCCUUUAUGAUUGCAAAUGGAUACCAGGGAGCGCCAAGUUUGUAACGCUGGGCUCCUAUGCACGGAACACAGGAUGCCUUCAGGUGUACGAAUUGGAUGGCCCUGAGCUCAAAACGGUCAAGGAGAGCGAGAAGAAGCUGUCGUUCAAGUGCGGGACAUUUGGGGCGUCGUCGCUCGCCGAGCGGCGCCUGGCCACGGGCAACUUCGGCGGCGAGGUGCAGAUUUGGGACCUUGAAAACACAGCGCAGCCGGUGUUCUCUGCGCAGGCUCACCAGUCCAUUGUAAACGCAAUCGACGGUUGCGGCGGCCAGGCCAAGGGCUACGGCGCACCUGAGCUCGCCACAUGCGGGCGGGACGGUUGCGUGCGCGUGUGGGAUGUGAGGCAGCAUGAUGCCCCCGUCGCCGCGUUUGAGCCGGCAGACCCCAAUAACAUAAGGGACUGCUGGUGCGUUUCCUUCGGGAAUUCGUACAACGAUGAGGAGCGCUGCGUGCUGGCGGGAUACGACAACGGGGACGUGAAGAUGUUCGAUUUACGCAUGAACAAGGUGCGCUGGGAGACCAAUGUCAAGAACGGCGUCUGCGGCGUGCAGUUUGACCGCAAGGACAUCGCCAUGAACAAGUUUGUGGUCACCUGCCUGGAGGCGCAGUUCCAUGUCUUCGACGCGCGCACGCAGCACCCCAAAAAGGGGUUCGCAUGCGUGUCAGAGAAGAUCACCGCCGGCGCCACGGUGUGGGGGUGCCACCAUUUGCCACAAAACCGGGAAGUGUUUAUGGUGGCAGCGGGUGACGGCAACCUGUACCUGUACAAGUACCACUACCCAGACCAGCGGAAAGUCAAGGACCACGAUGGCUUGGAUCUGGGGGUGGCGGGCUCCGUGGAGAUGCUCAAUUACAAGAACCUCAGCACGCAGCCCAUCUCCGGAUUCGAUUGGAGUUCCGACAAGGAGGGCCUCUUUGCGUGCGUCGCCUUCGAUCAGUGCGUGCGUGUGGGCAUCACCACCAAGCUCAAUAAGGCGUAG
Molecule: messenger RNA, 1231 nt
Organism: Volvox carteri f. nagariensis
Lineage: Eukaryota; Viridiplantae; Chlorophyta; Chlorophyceae; Chlamydomonadales; Volvocaceae
Exons: 8
Coding region: 155-1231 (358 amino acids)
Molecular function (GO): ubiquitin binding
Source: RefSeq, a predicted model, not a curated record